GCUGCUAGGCAACCAGGGGGUCACCUGCAAAACCCUUGCGCCGCUGAGCUGAGGUCCCGUCUCCCGUCGCCGCCGGGUGAGCGCCGCCCAUCCCGUCCCACGCCGCCUCCGCCUUCAGUUCACCCUCCAAGCAGGCGCUGCCGCACGAGGGAUCCGGUCCGUCUUCAAGGGGGGAGAUAGUCUCUUCCGCCGGGGGGAGCCGAGAUGAAGCCGGUGGUGGGGAUCGUGGUGUCGAACAAGAUGCAGAAGUCGGUGGUGGUAGCGGUGGACCGCCUCUUCCACCACAAGGUGUACAAUCGCUACGUCAAGCGCACCUCUAAGUUCAUGGCGCACGACGAGGCCGACGCCUGCAACAUCGGCGACCGGGUUAGGCUGGAUCCUUCCAGGCCCUUGAGCAGACAUAAGCACUGGGUUGUUGCUGAAAUUCUUCGCAGAGCUAAGAUGUAUGUUCCGCCAUCUGCAACAGCAUCCAGUGAAAAUGAUACCAAGGCUCAACAGUCUGGCGCUGCUACCAAAUGAUCCGCCUUUAGUUCCUUUGAGGCAAAGACACAGUUGCCAAUUUUUUUUCUGUGUGUUUGUUAACUUGUGGAAUGUGCAUGCAAUGUUUAAUCCAUAGAAGAAAUAACAUGGCAUCCAUCAUUUUUGCUGGACUCAGUUUGCUCUGUAGCGCCCUUUGUUUAAUGGCAGCCAAUGAGGAUGCAAUUACCAGAAUCAGUAAGACCAAUGUAUUCAUGAUUCCUUCACUUCCGA
This is a messenger RNA of Panicum hallii, 750 nucleotides long. Its product is annotated as 30S ribosomal protein S17-like. The transcript has 2 exons. Gene Ontology annotation, cellular component: ribosome. NCBI's taxonomy places the organism in Eukaryota, Viridiplantae, Streptophyta, Magnoliopsida, Poales, Poaceae. The record is from RefSeq and is a predicted model, not a curated record. Gene Ontology annotation, molecular function: structural constituent of ribosome. Gene Ontology annotation, biological process: translation. Bases 205 to 519 code for a protein of 104 amino acids.